Messenger RNA from Populus nigra (black poplar), 2652 nucleotides. RefSeq lists its product as uncharacterized. Gene Ontology annotation, molecular function: protein binding. Bases 93 to 2513 code for a protein of 806 amino acids. The transcript is spliced from 8 exons. The record is from RefSeq and is a predicted model, not a curated record. Lineage: Eukaryota; Viridiplantae; Streptophyta; Magnoliopsida; Malpighiales; Salicaceae.
AUUUCAUAAUAAAAUGAUAUGGGCAUGUUGUGAGUACUAAUUGCUAGUUGUAGUACUCUUGAAGGCUUGUAGCAGUAAGAGGAAGACAAGAAAUGGCUUCUCCCAAUGGAUUAACGAGUUCCACUACGGAUAGCAUGUUGAAAAACUUGUUUAAAUUUGCUAUGAGUGGUCAAUGGAAGGAAGUGGUUGAAACGUACAGGCGUGACCCAACAGCUUGCAAAGCAAGAAUCACCAAGUCAGGAGACACAGCAUUGCACAUUGCAGUCAAUGAUGGCCAAGAAGAAACCGUCCAAGCUCUCGUAGAUAUAAUUUCCGAGCAGUCCAAGCAGUCCGGUACUGAAGUUAAGGAAGUUCUUCAAAUUGCAAAUAAGCGAGGCAAUACCCCUCUCCAUCUAGCAGCUUCGAUGGGGAAUGUCAAGAUGUGCACUUGCAUUGCUCUUCUAGAUCGAUCUUUAGUGGGUGUCCGUAACAAUGACAAUGAGACCCCAUUCUUCUCGGCUGCUUUGCAUGGUAAAAAAGAAGCUUUCCUUCGUCUCCAUAGUAUUUGUGGCAUUGAUGAAGGCCGUUUAUAUUAUAGGGGAAAGGAUGGUGAAACUAUCCUUCAUGUUACCAUCUCUCGAGAAUACUUUGAUUUAUCAUUUCAAAUUAUUCAGUUGUAUGGUGAGCUUGUUAACUUUGUUGACCAGCGAGGAACAUCCCCUCUCCAUCUCUUAGCAAGCAAGCCCACUGCCUUUAGAAGCGGUAGCCACCUUGGAGGCUACAAGAAGAUCAUAUAUAACUGUACAUUUGUUGAAGAGCUUAGGGCCGAGGAAGUAUCAAAUGCUCUACAAGAUCAGCCCUCCGGCCAGCACGUUGAAAAUCACGGUUAUCCAGAGAAUUACGAAACAUGCUAUAAUUUCUUCUGGCUGCUGAAAAAAGCCUUCCAAGUGGUACUAACGAAGCUUUAUAAAGAUACAAAACACCAGACAGGAGAUACAGAGAGCCAACAAGGAAAGCAAUCAGCCACUGGAGCUGGAGGACGCAUAUUAAUGCCCUCCAAUUAUAAUACCUUCUUUGAAUUUGUCAAGUUUGUGUCCAAGGCAAUGUUAGUCAUUCUUGGAUCAGGAUCAUCGGAGAUAACAAAGUUAGAGGUGAAGAAGAAGAAACAUACAUGGUCUGUUCAGAUAAUGAGAGAACUUCUUCAUAAAACCAUCAUGUAUGAGUAUGAGAAUGAUGGAAGUAGUCCCCUGCCAAGUAAAGUUGAUGAAACGCGCCCUUAUGCUCUUGGAGUUGGUGGUCGUGUCACGUACUCAGAUAUGGAGGAGCUACAGGAAAACUCCCAGCAAAUGACAAAGAAUGACCAAGUAAACAAAAAGAACCAAAGGACAGGAGAGGAUAGCCAAAACAAGGAUGGUGAAGGAAAGGAGGAAAAAACUUCUGAAAUAGGAAAGAUGAAGAUACAGAUACUAACAGCAGAAAAGGAUGGUGUCACUGAAAUGCUGGAGAAAAUACUAAACCUUUUUCAAGUAGGAGACAUGGACUUGGACAAAAGGAAUAUAGUGUUGAUGACAACAAAGAAGCCCAAAGCCCCUGCAAUGGAAAUGAGGGAGACACCCAUACUAAUUGCGGCAAAGAAUGGCAUUGUAGAAAUGGUGGAGAAAAUCAUUGAAAAGUUUCCUGUGGCAAUAAAUGACGUGAAUGCGGAGAAGAAGAACAUUGUUCUAUUGUCUGUGGAAAACAGGCAACCACAUGUAUAUCAGUUCUUGCUCUCGCUGAAGAGAAAUAUCGUGAAAGAAAGCAUCUUCCGGCAAGUAGACAGCAAGGGGAAUAGUGCGUUACACCUUGCUGCCACACUGGGAGACUUUAAGCCUUGGAGCAUUCCAGGUGCUGCUUUACAGAUGCAAUGGGAGAUCAAGUGGUUCGAGUUUGUCAAGGACUCGAUGCCACCCAACUUCUUUGUUCGUUACAACAAGGAAGGAAAGACCCCGAGAGACAUAUUCACUGAGACCCACAAAGACCUCGUGAAAAGUGGUGGUGAAUGGUUAACUAACACGUCUGAAUCAUGCUCCGUGGUAGCUGCACUGAUUGCCACGGUAGCCUUCGCAACAUCAUCCACCGUCCCAGGUGGUGUCAAUGAGAUAACUGGAAGUCCAAUUCUUGAAUAUCAACCCGCAUUCAAAAUGUUUGCUAUCUCUUCUCUCAUUGCUCUAUGUUGCUCAGUCACGUCCGUGGUCAUGUUUCUUGCAAUACUAACUUCUCGAUACCAAGAGAGGGAUUUUGGCCAAGAUUUGCCGAGGAAGCUUUUGGUUGGACUAACAUCACUUUUUAUAUCCAUAGCUUCUGUAUUGGUAUCAUUUUGCACGGGACAUUUCUUUGUGCUCAGAGAUGAACUCAAGUAUGCAGCAUUUCCGGUAUAUGCAGUGACUUGCCUGCCAGUGACUUUCUUCGCCGUGGCACAGUUUCCCUUGUAUUUUGAUCUUACAUGGGCAACCUUUAAGAAGGUGCCACAGCGUAGCUACAUGGUGGUUGCCUAGCUACAAAUGCUUUGCUUCUCAUUUCGCCCUUAUCUUGAUGUGCCCUUUUCUUUUCCCAGUUGUAAUUUUCGUCAUCUUGAUGCUUUUGUGAUUUGGCUUUUGAUGUUAUAUGACAGACACAGUGCGCCUUGUAACUUUU